CAUUUAUCAUUUUUAAAUGGACACCUAAGAAAGAUUCUCUCCAAGCAAAGCAAAUCAAUACAGUCAGUUACACCAAAUGCAUAAAAACGAGGAUACUUGAAGGGGAGAAAAAAGAUAUUACAGCAAAGGAAAUCAUAAUGGAAAAGUGUGCAUGCAAUAAGCAUGAUGAAGGCUGGGAAAAUGGCAGCAAGUUUAAUCUAUGCCUUGAGAGUGAGGAAGGGAUGAAAGAUCAGGUAAGGGAGCUACAAAAUGAAGGGUAGGGCUGAGGAAUGAACUGAAGAAAAGCCAAAGAGGUAGGCUUAGGAAACAAAGAAGAUCAAGUAGGACAAGAGGUAAUGACUUUAUGUUGUGCCAAGGGGAGGUUCAGGUUGGAUAUUAGAAAAAAGUUCUUCUCAGGAGUAUUAAUGCAAAGGAACAGGCUGUCCAGGGAGGUGGUGGAGUCACUGUCCCUGGCGAUUUGCAAGAAAAGGGUAGAAGUCACACUGAGUGAUGUGGUUUAGUGGUAUGGUGUUGAUGGGUUGACAGCCAUGCUAGAUAAUCUUAGUGGUCUUGUCCAACCUUAACGCUUCUGUGAUUCUGUGAACUGGUGAAGAAACUGGUUACCCACCAUGCCACAGAUGCUAGGUCUGGAGACAUGCAUUCUGGACUUUAAAAGCACCUGAGGGAUUUUACAGCCCAUAUCACUUUUGUCGCUAUCAUAGCUUUAGCAAGAAAAGCAGCAUAUACAGUAGCUCAGCUCUUGGAAAUGGUGCAGAAAAGCACCUCUCCUGUUUUUAUGGAAGUAUAUGCAUACUUUUGAGAGUAGGGCUUUGCUUUCUUUGCAAACAUUACACUUUAGACACAGUUAAAAGUUGGUAGUAGGACUAGCUGAAGUAGUGAUUGAUGUCACUGUUUUGUUUUUUUUUUUACUUCAAAAUAUUUAUGUCUGAGAGUAGCAAAGAAUAUGCUUUACUGUGGGGCUGUAAGUUCAUUUGACAUUUUAAAUGAGACACUUGAGACAGAUUCUGCCCCAGCAGAACAGUGGGUGAAAGAAGAAAAAGAUGUCUCAGAAAAUGACACUGAAGGAAAGAAAACAGCAGACAGGCAAUCAGGAGGGAUGGGAGGCUUUGUCUUUAACUGGAAAUGGCUGAACUGAUCCAUUAAGCUUAUCAUUAACCCAACUUUAAUAAUGCGUUGUCAUCAUAAGAAAGAAAUGACAUCUCAUUCUAGCAGUAAAGCAGAGGCCCCACAAUGGAUGCACUAUGGAAGGAACCUUACAGAUGAGUCACAAAGUUUCAGAUGUUUCCUUGUUCCCCUUUCUUUAUUCACAAAUCAAGGAUAAUGAUUCAUUAAGAUCAUUACAAGAAAAAAAAAAAUCAGGUAAGUGCUUUUUGUUUUUACUUCAUGUGAACCCGAAUCCAACUAUGGAGCUGAGUGGUUAAAGUGUUUCACUGAUCCCAGAGCUCUUUUCCUUGUGAAUCUGUGCUGCAGGCUGUAGCAUGAUCCUUGUCUACAGCAGACCACGCAGGUCAGACAGGUGCUGUAUGCCCCUGCUUGAUGAACCUCAUCUCCUGCUACAACCAGGAGAUCACCUGGUGUAUGAGGAAACGCUGUUGAUUUUGUCAGCUUAGACCAGCAAAGCCUUUGAUGCUGUUUCCCAUAGUAUUCUCCUGCAGCCUGUGGUUUGGACAGAUGUUCUCUUCAGCAGGUAAACUGGCUGGAGGGCUGGGCCCAGGGCGUGGGACAACAAAACUGUGAGGGGUCUGGAGCACAAGUCUUAUGGGGAGCAGCUGAGGGAACCGGGAUUGCUCAGUCUGGAGAAGAGGAGAUCCAGGGGAUGGGCUGGCAUUUGGACCAGGUGAUCUUAGAGGUCUUUUCAGGCCUUAAUGACUCUGUGAUUUUACGAUCUUAGUGACAGUAGUUCUGCAUAUGCAUUUGAGCAUAUCUAACCCUGCUGCCAAGCCUUGACGUGGCACAGGAUGCUGCAAAACUACCAACCAAGCAGCGACGGUAAGUUUGAACCCGAGUGGAAAGGCAACCUUGAAAUCAGAAGGCUAUGGCUCCAUGAGGGGUGAGAAAAGCCCUCCGGAGAAAACACUCGUUUCCUACAGAAGAGGGAGGGCUAAUGCCAUGCCUUCACCCACAGCACCGUGCCGCACGGCUGAGGGCUGCACCCAUCUCCUCCAUUCGGGCGUACGCACGGGGAUUUUGCAUCUCACGGCUUUCGUUUCGCGCCCGGGCGGCGGCCGCGCAGAGGGGCGGGUUCCCGCGGUUCCCGCCCAGGGCCGCCCGCUGAGGGGAGGGCGGUGGGGCGGCCUCGGUGCUCAGCGUCCGUGGGCUGCUGCGGGUUGUUGUGUUGCUUUCUUUUUUAUUUCUUUCCAUCACCUGCGGAUUGCUUCUGAAAUAAAUGCUCGCGUACGCGUAUCUCUCCGGUUACAGUGUGAAGAAAGGUACUUCUUACGCAUGCCCGUCCUUGCCGUGAUCAAACCGUGUGUCUUUAACCUGGGAGCUUGGAAAACGUCGUGGGCACAAAGAGGUUUGCUGUGGUCAGCUUCCCUUGGCAGGCAGCCUUCCUUCUGCUGGAAGAAAGCUGUAGAAAAUGACACUCCCAUCUGCUCCUGCGUGGUCCGCAGUGCUUACCUGGGCGUGGGAAUGCGGGACGUUGGCCUGAUGAAGUGCUCACAUGACAACUGCUUACACUACGGAGAAAACAAACUCCUUCCUCUCUGCUGUCUCUUCACAUCUCAGUGAAUGCAGCUGGUAUCGCUGUGUUGCCUAGCCCGUGUGCGGCUUGGGUGAGCCCAGGAUGCUUACCAGAACACCAAGUAUUGUUGCCCAAGUGUUCCUUCUUCUAAGUGUAAUUCUUAUCAUUGCUAUUGCAGUGAUUCAGAUAAAUCAGCAAAAGAUUCUUUCCCCAGGCCUUAAGUAUGGAAUAGUCCUUGAUGCUGGGUCUUCGCGGACUACAGUCUAUGUCUAUGAAUGGCCAGCAGAAAAAGAAAAUGAUACAGGAGUAGUGAGCCAAACCUUCAAGUGUGAUGUGAAAGGUCCUGGUAUAUCCAGUUAUGAGCAUAACACAGGAGCUCUUGCAAAACCCCUUGAUGAGUGCCUGAAUAAAGUCAAGGAGAGAAUCCCAGUUCAUCUACAUAAGAGCACUUCAAUUUAUCUAGGGGCUACAGCUGGCAUGAGACUACUGAGGUUGCAAAAUGAAACAGCAGCCAACGAAGUCCUCGCAAGCAUUCAAAACUACUUCAGAGCACAACCUUUUCAAUUUAGGGGUGCGAAUAUCAUAACUGGGCCAGAGGAAGGGGUGUAUGGAUGGAUAACAGCCAACUAUUUAAUGGGCAAUUUCUUAGAGAGAAACCUUUGGAGGAUGUGGGUCCAUCCGUACAGAAAAGAGACCAUAGGUGCACUGGAUCUUGGAGGAGCUUCCACUCAAAUUUCUUUUAUCCCAGAGGACUCUCAGGAGAACUUCAAUAACACCAUGCAAGUGAAGUUGUAUGGUUACGACUACAAUGUCUACACUCACAGCUUCCAGUGUUAUGGGAGAGAUGAAGCUGAGAAAAGGCUUUUAGCAUUGUUGCUCCAGAAGUCAGGCAUCAGUUCCAGUGUGGAUAAUCCAUGUUACCCUCGGAAUUAUGAGACUACCUUAACAGUGAAGUACUUCUGUGGCAGUCUUUGUACACAGUCUCUGAGACCAGCAAACUAUUACCCAAACCAAUCCGUAAUUUUCCAUGGAACAGGAGACCCAGGUCUGUGUCAGGAGAUGGUUUCAUUAUUGUUUAACUUCACUACUUGCAGAAACCAGGAGGACUGUCCAUUCAAUGGAAUCCAUCAACCAAAAGUUAAAGGGAAUUUUGUGGCUUUCUCAGGAUUCUACUAUACAAUUAAUGCUUUGAAUUUAACUGGACACUUUUCUCUAGCUGACUUCAAUUCAAGUAUGUGGUUUUUCUGUUCACAAAGCUGGGCCCAGCUCCAGUUUAUGCUACCUAAAUCUGAAGAAAUAUAUGCUAGAUCCUACUGUUUUUCAGCCAAUUUUAUUUAUUACUUGCUUGUACAUGGCUACAACUUUGAUGCAGAAAAUUGGCCACAGAUACACUUUCAAAAGGAGGUUGGUAACAGCAGCAUAGCAUGGUCACUUGGUUACAUGUUGAGCCUCACCAACAUGAUUCCAGCAGAAGGCAAGCUGAUCCAGUUACCUCUGAAACCUUCUUUGUUUGCUGGGCUCCUCAUCUUCCUCGCUGUUCUGGCACUGUUGUGUCUUUUCUUCCUUGUUUACCUGUGUAUUGUGUCACGUAGUCAGAAGGUUAUCAGUCAUGUGGAAUAUGUAUUUACUCCAGAAUGAAAAAACUUACCUGAAGACUGACCAAAAAACUCAUAAUCCUAUAAAGUUAUGUGGAACUUUAUAUUUGAAAAACAUAGUUAAAGACAGGUGAUAAGUCCUGAAAAGAUCAGAAGCAUAAAUCAAGGAGACAAGAGGCACUAAGGAGUCUGUGAUAUGGUGAACUGGAGUGCUUCUGAAAUAUUUUGGCAGUUGUUUCUGUAAAAUUAGUGUAUCCAACGUUAAGCAGAUAAAGCACAGGCAGGCAUGCUGCUUUGCUUAUUCAUGUUUUUAUAGUGUCUUUCUGUCAGAUACAUAUGAAUUUUUGUCCAUUAAUUCGGUGCCACCUGAUAAAUGAUGCAUUUGAUCAAUGGCAGCACUUGUUUAUGAUAAAAUUUAAGAAUGAGUCAGUAGAAAUUGUGAGAGAAGAGAACAUAGAGGCUGUUCUUGUGUGUGCUGCUAACACAAAUCCCCCAAACAAUCCACUUCUGAAAGUGGAACAAGCACUGGGUAAUCACGUGAGCUGAUGGGAACAGCACAGCUGGGACUGAAUUGUUUUUAUUGCUAUUCCAAACAAUUGAUCCCCACCAUGUUAGGGUGUAACACAUUGCCAACAUCUUUCAGGACUGUCAAGCCCAUCCUAAAGCUGAACUAUAUUUUUAGCACUACAAAGAUCUCAGAAUGCCUCUGUUAUGGCACAUUUAGAUUUGUUUUGAAGGCAGAAGUAAAAUCUUUUCAGUAAUGGAACCUAAUUUUCAGUGUCUCAUAAUUACCUCCAGAAGCCUGUAGAGUUUUCAGGGUCCUUUUUUUUUCUGUAAUAACUAUGACAAACAUUUUUGGUAUUUUCUUCUCCUGACCUGUAUUCCUCCUAAUCUCAGAUGCAGUAAGUGCCAGCUUGUCACAUACAUAUUAUUUCAACUGUAUUGGAUCUUCUGAAGCAUUAAUAUGAGUAGGCAAAAACUUCAGCCCUUCCUUCAAGGCUAAGAGGAUUAGGAGGCAAGCUGCAGGCCAGAAGAACUGCCUUUAUGUGAUGGGUUUGAGACCACAUAGCUGCAGUCACAGCUGCUGCCUUCAGCUGCCUUUAUCAGCCUUUCUACUGUCCUGGCUGCAGCAUUCUUUCAGCACCACUGGGAUAUAUGUAGCAGAUGUGUCAGUGGCAUUAACUCCAAACCUUUACUGGGAACACAACUACCUUCAUGCUCUUAAGAGUUGCCUUCCUUUAAAGCUCAGGCAUUCUACGCCAAACCUCUAAUUCUUACCCACUUAAAUCUUGGAGUACAAAUUUACCUGAUGCUCAAGGUGUCCUUCAUGGAAAUGCCUCCUUCCCCUGUCUGUCUUUUGUCCUUCCUUAGCUGGCUUCUGAACUAACCCUUGGAAAAGACUUCUGCCAAGUCAUCUGCCAUCUCCUCCCUUUGUACAGUGUCUCUAUUCCUCUUCAUACCGCCUUAACAUGAUCUCUGAAUUUAUGAGGGGGACAUAUCCUUAGGGCUUUGGAGUUGGCAGAAGGAGGGAAUUGCUGUGCUGUUUCUGCAGGAAGAGAAAAAGCAUCUCUGUUUCCCUUCCAACCUUCUGCCAUCUCCUUUUGCCCAGAUUCACUACCUACAUGGAGCUCUGUACACCCACCAUAUUCCCCCAAAUGCCCUACAAAGAGCUGCUGUCGACAUACUGAUAUAUUCCUCCCUUUCCAGCCUCUCAGGAUUGCUUCCCUCUGCAGGAAGUUUCCCUUGCUUGCAUCAUAGCUUCUCUGAAGGGAUGGUUAUUCAGUUCUUGCACUGAAGUUUUCAGUAUGAGAAAGUGUAAACCAAAAGUGAGACUGCCAUAUUCAGCAUCUUCUGCUCACUGGCUAAAGCCCAUGAGCAGCUAACAAAGAAGUGAAAUUAUUAAAAAUUCACUUGGUCUUACAGAUAUACUUGGAUAGAGCCAGUAUCUAUUCAAAAAAUCUCUCUCUCCAUGAAUUACAAUCUGUGCCCUCUUCUCCCUAUGUAUAUAAUGUCCUUAUUGAAUCAGUAUGACAGCUAGUCAAUUAAGAACUCAGUCUUAUGUCACCUGUCAGUUUUAGCUGACAGGGAAAGCUGAAACUACUGAACUUCAGUCAGCCAAUUGCACCACUGCAGCUUACAGCUUCCUCCCAGUCAGCAGCAUCAUCCCCAUUCAGUGUUAGAGGUAAAAAGUACUGCUUGGACACAGGCAGCUUGGCUGUCCCUGGCUGUCAUGGUUAUUUCUGGGGGAGAGGUGGAGCAAUGGAGAUGCAAAUCUUCCCCCAUGUAUGAGUCAGAACCUGAUCAGCAGGUGUAACUUCCCCACAUCUACCACUGAACAGAUCUGGUGGGGAGCCAAUGAGGUGAACGGGAUUUGGAAACAUGUACAAACUACAGCUUAUUUAUCUUUUUGUACUCUUUACUGCUUGCUUACAAAGAUUAAUACAAAUAAAUUGUGAAAAGCUAAGCCAACUGUACUUUUUUUUUCCCAUCUUUUGCAAAUAUCAGUAUUUUCACCUUGGCAGACAGGUUAUUCCUAUUAGAAGCAGAGAAAGGCUGAAAUGCUGUGUGAUAUAAAUUUGCAAGUUGCAGAACUCAUCUGUGAGUUUCUGGAGUGGACAGUGCUCAUUGUCUCCAGAAUCUAUAUUCUCAAUGAGAAAACAACAAUGCUUAAACCAAGCCACUCCCAAUUUAUUUAUUUAUUUAUUUAUUUUAAUGUGCAAGCAUGUAAAUCUGAAUAUAUAUACAAUACAUAUGAACAACUUCUAUUUUUGAACACUUCAUAUUUCUUUCAGGGUCACUGACACUUUCAGUGCUUACUUCAGGUACACUGCUGUAAUAUAGAUCUGAAAGGCUGUGUGCCAAAAAGAGGAACUUCCCAGAUAUUGAUGUAGGUCAUGAUACAGAUUGUUUAGAAAGAGAUUUGUCAGGCAUCAGGAACAGGAGCAUGUAAUAACAGAACAAAAUCUCAGCUGUGGAGAAGCAGAAGAAACCAACAAGAGAUGAUGUGCCUGCAGGCAUCACUUAAGGGUGGGCAACAGUGACAAACUCCUCAUAAAGCAGCAUGCAAAAGAAAGCAGUAACUUUUACUGCAUGGCAUAAUUGAACAUUGAUAAGUUCAGAGGACAGAAAAAGAAGUAAAUAAAGCCACAGUGUGAUAAUCAUGCCCCAAAUCAGGGAGUUUUUAUUCAUUUUUAAAAUUCUGUUAUUUUAGUACCAAUUUGUAUUCACUUGGAUUAUAAUGAAGGCAAUGUCUCACAAACAGUGCUCACCUUCAGUUACCAGUGUUUUCUUCUGUGUGCUAUCUACAUUACACAAUGCUGUAUGAGUACAUGGGCCGUAUCUAGAGUUGCUUGCUUGGCAACAUUUCUGCAGGCUAGCUGUAGAGCUUUAAAAGUGUACUAAAGGGAGAAAACUUUUGUAAAUCCAAGAAUAACACCAGUCCCAGCACUGAUCCCUGAGGAACACCACUUGUCACUGGUCUCCGCUUGGACACUGAGCUGUUGACUGUAACUCUUUGAGUGAGACUGUUCAGCCAGUUCCUUAUCCAGCCAGUGGUCCAUCCAUCAAAUCCACUCUUCUCCAUUUUUGUGACCAGGAUGUCAUAUAGGACAGCAUCAAACAGACAGCACAAGUCUAGCCAGAUGACAUCAGUUGCUCUUCCUUUCUCCCCUGAUGCUGUAACUCCAUCACUGCUUUAGCAAUGAUUUUUCAUACCACUGCAUUUGUGCUCUCAGAUGUUUUUGUUGUUUGAUGGUAAGGCAUAGCCCAAGUCAUUAGCACAGUCAGGAGUGACUUUGAGUCUCUCUGCCAUAAAACAUGCAAAGGUUGUUCAAAAUUCCAGAGGUUUAUGUUGUCUCCCUUCCUUCCUCUUACAAAGUCCCACAGAGAUUUGGUUCAUCAAAUAAGGAAAAGGAGAAAUAUUUUUCCAGAUCACUGCAGAAUGGAAGAAUCCAAAAGACAGCAUCUUCGACUGACUUGACCUAGAGCA
This is a messenger RNA of Phasianus colchicus (ring-necked pheasant), 8266 nucleotides long. It is a transcript of the gene ENTPD3, whose product is annotated as ectonucleoside triphosphate diphosphohydrolase 3. Gene Ontology annotation, cellular component: plasma membrane. Gene Ontology annotation, molecular function: GDP phosphatase activity; ribonucleoside triphosphate phosphatase activity; UDP phosphatase activity. NCBI's taxonomy places the organism in Eukaryota, Metazoa, Chordata, Aves, Galliformes, Phasianidae. Gene Ontology annotation, biological process: nucleoside diphosphate catabolic process. The record is from RefSeq and is a predicted model, not a curated record.